UAUACUGUGUAUGUCCCCCAGUGGAAGGUGCGUCGUGAAGCCGCUAUCUGGCAGUCUGCUGGAUAUGCAUCACGUUCGCACCUGAGCACAGAUCUUGAUCCCAAUGACGGCUCUCUUCCGCAUCUCCUUCUUUCUCUGUUCGCUCGCCGGCUACGCCUUCUCUCAGCAGGAUCCGCCACGCACUGUCGCACAUGUCGGCGACAAAUGCGAGAGGGACGUCGACUGCAUUGAGAAUGCAUUCUGCCGGUGGCAAGACAUUUGCCUAUGCGAUCCGUUUUAUUCGCCGAGCCUCGAUAAAUCCAAGUGUAUCGCCACUGUUGGACUAAGUUGCUUGAACAACGUACCGUGUCAAAGUAUAGCAAACGGCGAAUGCAAGCAGAACACCUGCGCCUGCAAAGAUGAUUUCUUCCUGGACAGCAGUAAUUCUUCAAAUUGCAUCAGUAGACCCACUAAAAUCGGCGAUCGCUGUCAAGCCAACACCGACGUAUGCCAGGAAACUUUCAAUUAUGCGUUCUGCAUCAGCGAGAGGUGUCAGUGCAUCACGGGAUAUCAUUUCGUAAAUGAAACCAGGGUCUGCGUACAAAGUCGAGCCCUAUACUUCACUUGCUCGCACGACUACGAGUGCUACGACGGCGGCGACUCUUUCGAUACAAUGGAGUGUAAGAAGCAACAGUGCGUGUGUAAGGAGGGAGAGCGAUGCGGAGGCUCGUCGCAAAUGAUGGCCGCCGGCGGAAUACUCGUAGCAAUCUCACUCUUUCUACAACGAGUUGCUCACUAACAAGUAAUGCAUGAGAUAUCCAAUUGUUUCGAUCGAUCUUGCCACGGUUGAAGCAAUGCAACAGUGGCACGAUUCAGUAUGCAAAAUUGAGACGAUUCAAUGUCAUCAUGUAAAAAAUUACACUUUUUAAUGUAGAGGAAAGUCCUUCUUUAUGAGAUAGGCUUCUAAUAUGAGAUAGCAAGUUUUUAACAUCAAAAUUGAAUCCCAAAUCUUUAUUCACAAUGAUUACACGAUCUAACAAAGAAUUUUCCACUAAACAGAUUUCACUCCAAG
Messenger RNA from Vollenhovia emeryi, 1051 nucleotides. RefSeq names its product tenascin-like. The transcript has 6 exons. The record is from RefSeq and is a predicted model, not a curated record. The coding region runs from base 104 to 778 and encodes 224 amino acids. Lineage: Eukaryota; Metazoa; Arthropoda; Insecta; Hymenoptera; Formicidae.